UAACCUUGAGAUGAAAGUUUAACUAAAAAGCCUUUCAAUUUGCUUAUUAAGUGCGAUCAAUUAUUAAAAUUUUGACAUAAAACUCUUUCGCAAAUGCCCUUCAAUCCAGCAAUGAUAGGAGUUUAGGACCCGUUUCGGUCUUCCUGUAGACAUUUUCAGUAUGAUACUGUUGGUACGUGCAAGACAGCUUUCUGUUUUGGUGUAUCUGUUAGGUUAUUUCUAUCUGUCAAUGAUGAAUUUUUAUCGAAAUGAACGGAUUUUUGGAUCUUUGGUUAUUUGUUAAGGACAGUAUUAACAUAUUUUGUUAUUUUUAAAUCCAACUGUCACAGCAGCUGCCAUGUUAAAUAUAUCAGAGUGGGAUUUUGAUAAAGUUGAGGAUGGCACUCAUAAAAUUGCUGGAGAAGUACAAUUACGUAGUUAUGGCUCGUUUCUUGAAGAGUACAGCUCGCAGCUUCAAGGUAUAGAAGAAGCUCUUGAAGACCAUAUAUCUGAUUCCUGGGAUAUUACUGUUGACCCUAUAGCCUUACAGUUUCCUGCUUAUGAGAAAAUAAAUCUGCUUGACCUAGUAGAAACAGAUAAUAAAAUACUGAGCAAAGUCCUUAGUGUUUUUGCUGUACUCUGUUCUGAAGUAGAACUCUUAACCAGAGAAGCACGUGUGUCAUUUUAUGAUGCCAUUCUUUACUAUGGAGAGGGUGCAGAAAGUGAGUCGCUUCCUGAAGGUGAAUGGCAGGUGCAAGUGGCGAGAUUCUUACCAAAACUUCAAACUUUGUGGGCUUGGGUAAAGCGUUGCAGCAGGGUAUGUCAAGAACUAGUGGCCCAGUUAGUUGCUCUUUACUCUACACAGUACAAUGGAAAACCGUUAGUCUGUGCAUCAGAGGUCCACUUUCAGGAGGUCUUGGAACACUUGGGUGAUCUCCUGGUGGCUCUAAUCACUGUGGAUGAAAUGCUUCGGAAUCAGGGAACCCUCCAUGACCAUUGGACAUUAUUUUGCAGAAUGUUGAAAUCUGUUCAUCAUGAUCCUGUGGCUGUCGGAAUCCAGGCUGAAAAAAUGCGUGCCCUUGAGAAACUAGUUGGAGAUUAUGAAAGCUCUCUUUUGAGUGGAAAAAUAUUUCAGGGAGUGAUGCAGAAACUCACCUGUAUGAGUGCUCGUUGUUCUGCUGUUGCUGAUGAGCUCACAGGCUUUGUCAGGUCUGCUGUUCUUGAAUUGGAAACUCGACCUGCUGAACUCCAGGAUGCUGAUCACUGGUCUCGUUGGGUGAAGUUAAGUGCCCUUUUGGUGAUGAACUUCAGUCUUUUUGGAACUGUUGAUAGGAAAGUUUUCAAACAAUUAUGGGAUGUUAACAAAAAAAUUCCAGCUGUGACACUUUAUGCUAAUAUUGUCUGGUUCCCAGAACAAUUUCUUUUAUUUCAUAUUCCCCAGCUUAAUAAAAUAAUUGAUAAGAAAGCUCAACAGCAAGUGUCUGCUGCAAGACAAGCCUUUCUAAAUUUAAAAGCUCAGAGCCUACCAAAAGAAGUACAGUUGCAUUCAUUGCAGGUUUGUUGUUGGAUGGUUCAAGUUGAGACUGCUUUGCACAAAGAAUCCACUAACCUGAAGCUUGAAGACAUAAAUAACAUAUGUUCACUUUUACUGCAGGGUGUUCAGUUAGCUUGUGGAAUGAGCCGCUUACUUCGCACCUUGACCAAUCUCCAUGUUGCUCUUGCAAAGCCAAUGAGCCGUUCUUCUGUUGUGGCCCUUUGUCGGUUGGUGGAAGUUCUGCAGGGUGUUAGAAGUAUGUAUCAUCGACACUCAGUUUCUAUUUCAAGAUCUAUAGUACAUGUCAGCCAGCAUCUAUUAUAUCAAGCUCUGACAACCGUGACUGCUGCGAAGAAAAGUCUACUACAAAAUAAAAAGUAUAGUGAGCAGCAUCUUGAUGUUUUGUCUGCUUUGCUGGUUGUCGAAAGAUCAAUGUAUGGUUGCACAACUAAGGAGCGACGGCUGGUUACUCGUUUGGCACUUUCAAUGGCAAACCAGGGGCGCACAUUUCGUGAUGAAGAUUAUAUACUGCUACUGAGAACUUUACGUAAGCUUGAUGCAGUUUGUGAUAUGCAAUCUAGGUUGUCUGCCGCAUGUGAUUGCUCCUUCUUAUACUGGCACAGGGUAGUCCUGCCUAUCUACUUUGAAAGCCUGUACAGCUCUAAAACAGAUCUUCACAGACUUGGGUACAUGCUAUAUGCUCUUCGAGACUGUGUUAGGUCAGUAAAUAACAGUGGUGACAAUUCUGAAAGCCUAAAGGAAAUGUUAGAAACUGAAGUGUGGGAUUCAUUACGUAAAUACAUUUUGAACCCUCUAUGUCAUGAUAUAGAGACAAGUCUGCGGCUGUCUGUUCAUGUACAUCUGCAGGUUAAUGAAAGAAACCCAUUCAGCAGUAACAUACCUGAUUAUGGUCCAUUGUUGAGAGUUCGUCCCAUGCGUUUCUUUGAUAAAUAUAUUGACAUCAAGGGAUAUGUGGAACAUCAUCUUGAUCAAACAUUCUACAAUCUUACUACUGUAGCUUUACAUGAUUGGAAAACUUAUGGUGAAAUGCGCUGCUUGGCAAAGCUCAAAAACAAUCUUGUGACUGUUGAAGAUAACUUACCAAGUCAGACACUAGAGCAGGGAUUAGACGUCCUCGAAAUUAUGAGGAAUAUUCACAUAUUUGUCUCAAAGUAUCUGUACAAUUUGAACAAUCAGAUCUUUGUAGAGCAGUGGAGCAAUAACAAACAUUUGAAUACAAUAAAUAUUCGACACAUUGCAAACUCCAUUCGUACCCAUGGAACAGGCAUAAUGAAUACCACUGUUAACUUCACCUACCAGUUUCUGAGGAAGAAGUUCUUCACAUUCUCUCAAUUUAUGUAUGAUGAACACAUUAAAUCUCGCCUUUUGAAAGAUCUGCGGUAUUUCCGUGAGAACAAAACCCAAUUGGAACAAAAAUAUUCUUAUGAAAGAGCAGACAAGUUCAAUCGGGGAAUCAGGAAGUUGGGUCUAACACCUCAAGGACAUAGUUAUUUGGACCAAUUCAGAAUGCUGAUCAGUCACAUUGGCAAUGCCAUGGGCUAUGUGCGUAUGAUUCGUUCUGGUGGUCUUCACUGCUGCUCCAAUGCAAUUGGCUUUGUCCCUGACCUGGAGGAUGUGGUGAACUUUGAAUCCUUGUGUGUGAAUGAAGGCUUGUCUGAGUCUUGCAUCAAUGCUGCCAAACAGCUUGACCAUGUGAUUGAAAAUUUGGGAAGAAACUUUGCUGAGGGCACAGAAUAUUUUAAGCUCUUGGUCAAUGUGUUUUCCGGAGAGUUUCGCAAACCAGGAAACAGUCAUCUUCGCAAUUUCCACAUCAUUAUUCCACCACUUACCAUAAACUUUGUGGAAUAUAUAAUUGCUUCCAAGGAGCGCCUGACCAAAAAAAAUAAAGGAAAUGCAGCAUUCACUGAUGAUGGCUUUGCCAUGGGUCUUGCCUAUAUCUUGACUUUGUUAGAUCUUCAGGUUGAAUGGGAUGCUCUUCAUUGGUUUGAGUCUGUGCAGACAAAGUAUGCCAAAGAAAAAGCAGCUUUGGCAGAACAGAAAGGCUCUGCUCGUGGUCAGGAGGAUGAAAAGUUGCAGCAGACAAUGACCCUCACAGCCCGCAGGCUGGAUGUUUACCAACAGGAAUUUGAACUUCUACACUACAGCCUCAGCAGUGCCAGAAUCUUCUUCCAAAAGGAUGACGUACCGGCUGAAGUACCACAAGAUAAAACUGCUUGAGUCAAAUUUCUCAGAUUCAAGAUGAAUUCUUAACAUUACAUUCCUUUGCCCUUCUCGAGCUAUAGCUUGGUUCAGCUGUGGCUAUCUAUGUGAUAUUUUUGUGAAAUGGAGUUGUGCUGGAGCAUCAAGUAGAUUUAUCAUUAGCUUAACAGUUAAGGAUGCUGUAUUUUAAAUUGUUAUCUAUUUUUGUUACUGAAAUUUUAUGUGGUGUAUAUGCUUUGUUAUAUUAGCUAGUCACAAUCAACUAUUUUUUAAUCUGUAUUUGUAUUAAUUUUGUAACAUUCCAACUGUUGUUACAUAUGGAUAUCUAUAAAGUGCCCCAUUGUACUGUUUCUUUGAAAAGCAACAAAAAUGGAUACUGACUCUGUAGCAUAUUAGGUUAUCAAAUGGUCUUGUUUGUAUUCUCUUUGCCUCUAUAAUAAAAGACAAACGGAGCAAA
Messenger RNA from Thrips palmi, 4190 nucleotides. RefSeq names its product WASH complex subunit 4 (gene SWIP). The record is from RefSeq and is a predicted model, not a curated record. The transcript is spliced from 17 exons. Lineage: Eukaryota; Metazoa; Arthropoda; Insecta; Thysanoptera; Thripidae. Bases 338 to 3751 code for a protein of 1137 amino acids. Gene Ontology annotation, cellular component: WASH complex; endosome. Gene Ontology annotation, biological process: endosome organization; endosomal transport.